GAGUAAUAUUCUAUUGAAUAUAUAUAUACCACAUUUUCUUUAUCCAUUCAUCUAUUGAAGUACACCUAAUUUGGUUCCAUAGUUUAGCUAUUGUGAAUGGAGCUGAUAUAAAAAUUGACAUGACAUCUCAUUUUAAGCAAUCCUAAGUAAUCCUGUGAGGCAAACAUUAUUACUAUUAUUCUUAUUUUAUAAAUGAAUACUGAACUUAUCAAUUAGUAGAUGCCAACUAUUUGGAGAAGAUUUGGUUAUGGAGAAUAUAGUCAAUUAGAUAAUUGCCAAAUAUAUGCUUUGUUUUCAUACCUUUGUGGAUGAAAUAUAGGAGAUUCUGCUACUUUGAUGCUGGAUUUGAAUGUUUGACUUUAAUUAUCCAAUGCAAUUCUGGCAGACAAGAAAUGAAUAGAGAUUUGAAAUGUGCUCGUGCAAUCUGACUUGCUCUUCUGCACUUCUGCUAUCACCAUGAGCAUAACAUGCUCAUGAGGACCCACAGGUAUCAGAAACAUGGAAGACAUGCAGACGAGACUGGACUGACUUGCAGCUUGGUGCCAACACCUGUUGAGCGUAGCCUACAGCUAUAAAAUGCUUUUAGUUUGACCAAACUCAGGAGCUGGACAUGUCUCCCGGGGACCCUAAAUGGCUUGAUGUGAUUGAGCGUGACCUUCACAGACAGUUCCCUUUCCAUGAGAUGUUUGUGUCCCGUGGAGGUCAUGGCCAGCAGGACCUGUUCCGUGUGCUAAAGGCCUACACGCUGUACCGACCUGAGGAGGGCUACUGCCAAGCCCAGGCGCCUAUUGCUGCUGUUCUACUCAUGCACAUGCCUGCUGAGCAAGCCUUCUGGUGUCUGGUACAGAUCUGUGAGAAGUAUCUGCCUGGCUACUACAGUGAGAAAUUGGAGGCGAUCCAGCUGGACGGCGAGAUCCUCUUCUCAUUGCUGCAGAAGGUUUCACCUGUGGCCCACAAGCACCUCAGCCGUCAGAAGAUUGACCCGCUGCUCUACAUGACAGAGUGGUUCAUGUGCGCCUUUGCCCGCACCCUGCCCUGGAGCUCUGUGCUGCGUGUCUGGGACAUGUUCUUCUGUGAGGGAGUCAAGAUCAUCUUCCGGGUGGGGUUGGUGCUACUGAAGCAUGCACUGGGCUCCCCAGAGAAGCUCAAAGCCUGCCAGGGCCAGUACGAGACCAUCGAGCAACUGCGGAGCCUCAGUCCCAAGAUCAUGCAGGAAGCCUUCCUGGUUCAGGAGGUGGUAGAGUUGCCUGUGACAGAGCGCCAGAUUGAGCGUGAGCAUCUCAUCCAGCUGCGGCGCUGGCAGGAGACACGGGGUGAGCUGCAGUGUCGCUCCCCACCCAGGCUGCAUGGUGCCAAGGCCAUCCUAGAUGCAGAGCCCGGACCCCGGCCUGCCCUGCAACCUUCACCGUCCAUCCGCCUACCCCCAGAUGCACCCCUCCCUGGCUCCAAAGCCAAGCCCAAGCCUCCCAAGCAGGUUCAGAAGGAGCAGCGGAAGCAGACAAAAGCAAGUGGGCAACUGGAUAAGUCCCUGUCCCCCAACCAAGCCGCGGUAGUGACGGCUGCAGGAGAUGCAUGUCUCUCACAGGAUGUGCCCUCAAAGGACCUGGCUUCUCAGGACCCAGCACCCCAGGACUCAGCACCCCAGGACUCAGCACCCCAGGACUUAGCCCACCACUGCUCCCAGGAGAGCCUGACAUCCCAGGAGAGUGAAGAUACCUACUUGUAACCCCGGCAGCUCAGGCCUCCAGGGUGGGGGUCUCCACACACCUACAUGAUUUGAAGACUGAUGCUCCAGGUCCUGCUCACCCAAGGGUCCCACUGCUUGGCCACUGGGCUGGGAGAGUCUGGCUGGACUAGCACAGAUUCUGCCUGAGCCUCCUUAUUUAUUUUCUCUAGAGUGGAGCUCUGGCUGGCCCAGCCAGGGCAGACAGAAGCCAGGGCCAAGUGGGUGGGGCCUCAUUCAGCACCCUUCCUGGAUGCUCCCAGGAUUAGGGUGCUGGCAUGAGGAGAGAGGGUGGGGUGCCCUUUGUGUAAAAUAGAAAUGUGAUUUUGUACAGAAAUAAACAGGCUUGUGUAGAGA
Molecule: messenger RNA, 2080 nt
Organism: Ictidomys tridecemlineatus (thirteen-lined ground squirrel)
Lineage: Eukaryota; Metazoa; Chordata; Mammalia; Rodentia; Sciuridae
Source: RefSeq, a predicted model, not a curated record